This is a messenger RNA of Amoebophrya sp. A25, 824 nucleotides long. NCBI's taxonomy places the organism in Eukaryota, Dinophyceae, Syndiniales, Amoebophryaceae. The record is from the annotation of a GenBank genome assembly.
AUGUCAAGAAAUAUGAUGGAACAAGAAGACCAGCACAAGGCGCCUCUGCAGCAGCACCUUUUAUUUUGUACCGACAUCUGCCUAGCCGCACCAGAUGCAGUUGUCUCGGUUUGUUAUGCGAGACCAUACAAGUAGAUGAGGAAGAACAUCAGUAUCUGUAGACGAGUAUGAGUAUGUUCUUGGUCAUGCAAAAUCAAAAACUAAAAUAUAAACAAGCAGUAUUAUAGGCGGGUGGAAGAUCACCUGUGCUUCGUAGACUUGCUGCGUUAUUCUUCGCACAUGAUAAAAAUGCAUGCAGCGGUGAGUCACAAGCUCCUCAAGUAGUGCGUCUCUUAGAUUUAUAUAUAGGUAGCACCACCAUGAAUGCUGUAUGUGUAAGACGCUCUAUAAUUAUGUCAAGAAAACAUAUCCUCACUUUUGUCAAGAAUGCUGUUCUAGCGUCCUGCCAUACUUCUUACAGGUAGUUGUUCGUUGUAGUAUCAUCAAUAUUUUUCCAACAAUUUUUUAGAGUUUUAGUUUUUACAAGAACAUGAAGUCGUUGACUUACAAACUCAGAAAAUAUUUUCCUAUCAGGAGCCUUCCUUCAUAGGCAGCAUGUGGUCUACUGGUCUUCUAAGAGAGGCUGGCCCAGCAGGUUCCCGUCGAAUGAUACAAAAUGUUGACGUCGAGUUCAUUCCCCUGUACAAAUUGCUACAAUUGUUAUGCGCAACUCUUGGUGGUGCUGCUGAACUUGAAGAUACAACAUGUAUAUCGUCAUUGUCUAGUAGUGGAACUGAAAAGUAAUCAAUAAGACGAAGCAAUGCACCCUCCGCUCUUGAUCUUGG